This is a messenger RNA of Phycomyces blakesleeanus NRRL 1555(-), 3306 nucleotides long. RefSeq lists its product as hypothetical. Gene Ontology annotation, cellular component: cytoplasm. Lineage: Eukaryota; Fungi; Mucoromycota; Mucoromycetes; Mucorales; Phycomycetaceae. The coding region runs from base 1 to 3306 and encodes 1101 amino acids. The transcript is spliced from 23 exons. Gene Ontology annotation, molecular function: protein binding. Gene Ontology annotation, biological process: tRNA methylation. The record is from RefSeq and is a predicted model, not a curated record.
AUGAGCUUAUUUCCGGUCCACGAAGAGCCGAUGCAAAAGGAUCUUUUUGCUGGUAUUGUAACCAGCCUGACUUUCCACAGCGAGUCUAUUUUAGUAGCAGGACAUGGUCCUUUCUUGAAAGUAUACAAUGUCCAGACGGGAUCUCUUUUGGCUUGUGAAGAGGUAUUGCCAGCCAAUAGAAUCCAUCGUAUUGUUCCUGUUCCUCGGGUUGUAUACAAUGGAUCAACAGAAUCAAGAACACUAGCUAUAUAUGGCUCGAAAUUUUUGAGUAUAGUUCAAUUGAACGUCUCUGAAAACCAGGCCAGUAUCUCAGUAAUUCAAGCAUAUGGACCUUUUCCUGACUGGAUUAUGGACGCUCAGUGGUUAAAGCCAGAAAAUGCAAACCAAUGGGAUCAAGUACCUUUUGAAAUUGCACUUGCAUACGCCCACAAUUACGUCGAGAUUUACAACAUUAGCACUAGUACUCCGGAGCGUAUUUACCAAAUCCAAUGUCAGGUUCGAUGCAUUCUGUACUCUGCACGCUUUUCUGGCCACACACUCGCGUCUCUUCAAUUGGCUUCAGGAACAGUAUUCAAUCAGGUACAUAUCUGGAAAGUUAGCGAAAGAGACGAGGAAGGAGAUGGUCGAGUGUCCCACAAACUUGUGGGCCAUGAAGGUGUUAUUUUUGGGGUUCGGUUUAGUCCAGACAAUUCAAUGCUAGUAAGUGUGUCAGACGACAGAACAAUCCGAGUCUGGCCUUUGAAAGAAGAUUCUACAGGAAGAAUACCAAAUCCUUGUAUCAUCUUUGGACACACAGCUCGUGUUUGGGAUUGUCAAUUUGUGGAUGAGUAUCUUGUCAGCAUUUCAGAGGAUUUGACAUGUAGAGUGUGGAAGAACGGUUUAUUGACCGGUAAAGAUGAAGAAAACGCCUCGGAUGUUGACUGCCUGGCUUGCUGGGAAGGCCACGUAGGAAAGAACGUGUGGAGCUGUGCGAUUAGUCCGGAACACAAGAUGGUUGCUACAGGUGGUCAGGAUUCUGGUAUCCGCUUGUGGUCCCUUGUGUCAAUAAAAAAAAACAAGAUUGAAUCUGAAGAUGAUUUGGCUUGUCUUGCCCUCCCACCUCAGUUCACAGAUGACUAUGUUCGUAACUUUGUUCUGGCUAGUGACAAAAAAGCAAUAGUUGCUACCAACAACGGUCAUUUCCUCCAAUUCGAUGCUUCUACCGAACCUGGUACUUGGAAAUCAGUCCACAGUGAUCAGGAUUAUCGUGGAUAUGCUAUGCUCCAAGCAUCUUCUUGUGGACGUCUUGUUGUAGCAGGCAGUAUGGGAGGCCAUCUGUUGAUGUUUAACACCGAUCGUUCGUUUGAGCCUGUCAAGGUAGCCGUCCACCAGCAAAAGAUUUUUGAGAUGUUUAUUGAAGCCUCUACAGACAAAAAUGUAUUCUACAUCAUCUCUCAUGCUUACAACGGAAAGGUCUAUAUGCACAGAUUGAAUAUCAGGGCUCCUUCCGAGCCUACCUUUGAGACUCUUUAUCAACUAGAACUCCCUAUCGAGCGUACGACUAUUGUCUGCACUGCAUUAACCGAGCAACAAGGCCUGUUGAUUUGUGGAUCCCGUGAAUCUGCUCUUCUCAUCUACAGACUUCCAGGACUUGGAAAUCCUUCGAAAGAAGAAAUCAUGCCAGUAAUACCCUUGAUUCAGCUGAGAAGAACCCACGGACGCCAAUGUGUGAGCUCAGUCGUGAUCAAGCCAAAGGAUCUCACAGACAGUUCUGAAGAUAUCCUGUUCUGGACAACAGGAAGAGAUGGAGGUUACAUCCAAUAUAGACUCAGAAACCUCUUGGAGAAAGAAACGAUCAUCAACACCGAGGAAACACAACUUGGCAUUGCUAGUCGAGGCGACACUAUAACCGAAACCAAGGAUUUGGUACUUGAAAAGGUUUAUCGUAACAGAGUCACAAAAGGAUGGCUGGAAGGUGCCAUUUUUGUAGACGGCCAACUUCUUUUGCUGGGCUUCUAUCGCAAGAGAUUCUUUGUAUAUAACGAACAAAAGAACUUUGAGAUGAUGUCUGUUGCUUGCGGAGGUGCUCACCGUCGAUGGCAAUUCAUUACACGCGACGCAAAGUUGAAUACUGCAACAUUUGCUUUUAUUCGAAAAGAGGUGCUAUAUUCUUACUUUAGAGACGGAUCGAGUAUUAGUGGUGGAUUUAAUGAAAGCAUUCUGUUGGACAAUUACCACGGGAGAGAUGUGCGUGCUAUUCGAUACAUGAAGCUGUUUCCCGAUAGUCCUGCACCAGAACCUCUGUUGUUUGCUACAGGUGGUGAAGAUACGAUUCUCAGACUUCAACAAUAUAUGCCAUCAUCCGAUUCAAAGUUCGUUACACUUGCUACCAUCCGAAAACAUACUUCUGCUAUCAAGAGUAUAGAGUGGAGUAAAGGCAUUUCCACACUUCUUUUCACCAGUGGUGCUCACGAAGAACUUCGAUGCUGGAAGAUCGAGGCAAAACAAGCUACUCCACCCAAUAGUAUGAUUCCAUUGAGUGUACAUUGUCUUGAUGAGACAAGUGAAACCAGAAUUAUGGACAUUACUGUUGUUCUUGUAGAUGCCGCACGCGGACUUCAUUUGGUUGGUGCUGUCUAUUCUGACUCUAUGAUCAGAAUCUGGCUAUUUAAUGAGACGACUCGCAAGUUCUCACUUGUUGUAGAUGGUACUUGGCAUGCCAAGUGUAUUCUUCAGAUUGAACAUAUAAUUAUUCCAGACGAACAAGGGCGUGAUCGCCUAUUGUUCUUUACUUCUGCAACAGAUGGAAGAGUUGCAUGUUGGGAUAUAAGCGAGUCUCUUUAUGAUGCUCUUAAUCAUGUUGAUCUGGAAGUGGAUCCUACAAAACCUGCUGUCAAAUUGACUGAACCUGUAUUUUAUUACAGUGCUCACAUGUCAGGUGUGAAUGCUCUUCAAGUUACGACCUACAAAGAUUCCAAGCAUCUGUUGUUCAUUACUGGUGGUGAAGACAAUGCUGUAGCUGCUGCUGUAGUAAAUACAUGUCCAUUUGAGGCUGUUGGAAAACCUUUUAUUAUUCCAAAUGGACAUGCUUCUUCUGUCACAGGUGUAAAUAUUAUUGGAAAGACGGUGUUUACUGUUUCUACUGAUCAAAGAUUGAAUCGAUGGGAGAUAGCGGACCAUGGCAAGGAUGGAGCAUCUCUUGAUAUGGCAGAUGCCAUUUAUGUGGAUGUUCCUGACCCUUCUGCCAUGGAUUUGGUACAAUACAAUGGCCAAAUCCAUAUUGCUGUGACCGGCAUAGGAUUAGAAAGUGUCAAGACUACUCUUUAG